CUUAAGUGAUAUAAGCAGCGUGGACAAUGAGGAUGAUGAUACGUUGAUGACUAAAAUGGUGGCUAGUGUUGUUAUAAAUAAUACAAACAACAAGUAUCAAGAACACCCGACGCUUGCAUCACUUCCUCAAUCAACUAUCGAUGAGUUCUUCAGCACAAACGUAAUUCAAGUUGUUGGUGAUUCAACACUUAAACCAAUUAUGUCGUUUGAACAAUUGAUGGUAGACAAAGAAAUUAAACGUGUUUUGGCAAGAUUUGAUAAGCCAACACCAAUUCAGGCUACUUCUUUUAUUGUGCCCGCGGUUAUACAUAUUAAAAGUCCACCAUACAGUCCACCUAAUCAUCAACCUUUUGCUCUUGUCAUUGCACCAACACGCGAACUAGCCAUUCAAACACAUAAACAAUGUGAAAUGUUUGAUUCAACAUGUGGAAUUAAAAGCGUUUGCGUUUAUGGCGGUGUAUCCAAAGGUGAACAACGUAAACUAUUGCGAAAAGGUGCUCAUAUAGUAGUUGCUACACCUGGUCGCCUACUUGAUUUGGCUAACGACGGAGUAUGUGAUAUAAGCAAUGUUAAAUUCCUUGUACUCGAUGAAGCUGAUCGUAUGCUUGACACAGGAUUUGAAGAAGAAGUUCGUAAUAUCAUUCUAAAAACACGAAAAGAUCGUCAAACUGUAAUGUUUUCAGCAACUUGGCCCGAAUCUGUUCGUAAAUUGGCUAAUGAUUUUUUAACUAACCCAAUUCGAGUUACGAUUGGCUCACAAAAACUAGCUGCAAAUAGAAAUGUUACUCAAAUAGUGGAAGUAAUUGAUGAUCCAUCGGAGAAAGAUCUUUUGAUAUUUGUUCUUUACAAAAAAGAAGCUUCACGUGUUGAAAAUAUGUUGGCACGUAAAGGAUAUGAGGCACAAUCUAUUCAUGGUGACAAGAGUCAAUUUCAACGUAUAGAAGCAUUAAAUGCAUUUAGAGAUGGAAUUUAUCCACUUUUGAUCGCAACAGAUGUUGCAUCAAGAGGAUUAGAUAUUCCUGAUGGAAUUUCUCAUACUCUUUUCACAUCUUAUGAUAAAGGACAUUCAGGAGAACUCAUUAGAAUAUUGCGUCAAACCAAUCAACAAAUACCUGACUCAUUACUUCGAUUUGGUAGUGGUACUAAAAAGAAGGAACAUAAAGCUUACGGAGCUUUCUAUAAAGAAAUUGAUCAUAAUGUAAAACCUACGAAAAUCAAAUUUGAGGAUUGA
Messenger RNA from Racocetra fulgida, 1231 nucleotides. NCBI's taxonomy places the organism in Eukaryota, Fungi, Glomeromycota, Glomeromycetes, Diversisporales, Gigasporaceae. The record is from the annotation of a GenBank genome assembly.